UUAGCUAUAGAUAAAUGGAAACAGCCGAGUCGCCAUCUCUAAUAGUUAUCGUUAUCGGUGACCGCUCGAAACGUGCGGUUGGUAAUUCUUCAUUCCAAAGAUAAAAACAAGCCCGAGCCGGAAUGAAAUUUGCGAUCGAAAGCAUUAGCAAGAAUUCCGGGCGGCUCGGUCAACUGCGAAUCAAGGAUGGAGGACCCGAGUUCAAGACUCCCCUUCUUUUGCAGACGACUAAGGGCGGAAGCAUUCCGUGGCUAAGUGCGGAUGUUUUCGAGAGUCAUGUCAGCCAGAAGCCACAGGUGCUCCAAUUCACUCUGUCCACAAUGGACCACAUGACCGAGGCACUUACACAUUGGAACAGUGGUGGAGGUCGCGGACUAAGCGACUACGUGGGACUACCAGGACAUCUAAACAUUCUCAUGUUACGAGAUCCUUGUGAAACAACGCCUUCCGGAGGCAACGAUCGGGAUAUACUGCCACUGUUUACGAGAAGGGGCAAGGAAUCGCUCUCUUCAGAACGCUACAUGGAAAUGGUAGCAAGUUUUAAGCCGGACAUCUAUGAGGGACUCUGCGAUGCGGACACAAAUUUGGAGAGUGCCAAGAAGCGGGUUCAGAAAUCGGUUGACAGGACAGAGAAGUUUAUGCAUUACAUCUACGAGCACCGGGGCAAGGUGAAUUCCACUCUGCUAGCUCCCAUUGUGGGCGGAUACAACACCUUUGCCCGGACGCAGUCCAUUAGACAUGCCCGGGAUCAGCCAGCGAGCAGCUAUGGAGGUUACAUCUUCGAGGGAUUCCACACGAAUGGUCUAUCGGCGACCACUUUGGAUACUUCCAAACUACUGCCAAUAGUACAACACUGCGUCAAGCAGUUGGAGGAGGACAAGCCUAGAAUAAUGCCGGGUGCCUACACUCCUCUAACCAUUCUAGAACUCAUCCGCCAGGGAAUUGAUGUGUUUGACUCUUCCUACGUAUACUUGGCUUCUCUGAACUUCAAGGCUUUGACAUUUAGUUUUGUCCAGGAUGCAGUGGAAAAUGCACCAUUUUUGGACAUAACCGAUGAAGCUAUCAAGGAGGAUUUUAGUCCGCCGCUGAGCAACUGUAGUUGCUUGACUUGCCAGAAACACACGCGUGCUUACCUUCACCACCUGUACAAGACCAACGAACUGCUUGGUCCCAUAUUACUAAUUGUUCACAACCUAUAUCACUACAUGGCUUUCUUUGAGAAAAUUCGUGAGAGUGUGGCUAGAGAUGAGCUUCCACAGCUGACGGAGCUUGUAAGAAAUCAGAAUGGCAAGACACAUGUGGAUUAUUCCAUUGCUGCCAACACCAAAGUAAUUAGCAAGGCGACCAUGGGGAAAGGAUUCGCAGCAGCAGCAGUAUGA
This is a messenger RNA of Drosophila teissieri, 1379 nucleotides long. RefSeq names its product queuine tRNA-ribosyltransferase accessory subunit 2. Gene Ontology annotation, molecular function: tRNA-guanosine(34) queuine transglycosylase activity. NCBI's taxonomy places the organism in Eukaryota, Metazoa, Arthropoda, Insecta, Diptera, Drosophilidae. The transcript is spliced from 2 exons. The record is from RefSeq and is a predicted model, not a curated record. Bases 123 to 1379 code for a protein of 418 amino acids.